Molecule: messenger RNA, 2668 nt
Organism: Halichondria panicea
Lineage: Eukaryota; Metazoa; Porifera; Demospongiae; Suberitida; Halichondriidae
Product: alpha-glucosidase 2-like
Exons: 17
Coding region: 105-1931 (608 amino acids)
Biological process (GO): carbohydrate metabolic process
Molecular function (GO): hydrolase activity, hydrolyzing O-glycosyl compounds
Source: RefSeq, a predicted model, not a curated record
GAAAUUUGUCACAUGAUAUAGUUUUGGGGGUGGGGCUCACUACCUUGCAUGACUUGUGUAAAAGGAAGGCUGUGUUCUAGUUCUCUGCAGAGCUAGCUAUAGCAAUGGUACUAAUAACAAGAGUGGGUGCUGUGCUGCUGAUGGUGAUGACAUGGUUGCUAGGGUCUAUGAGUGAUGCAGGUGUUCCAGCUGCUUCCCUACAGAGUGCACCUUAUGCACAGUGGGCACAUGAACACUGGGUGUGGUUGUCCAGGGAUAGACUAAACCAGAGCAGCAUCACAGACUACGUCAACCAGUACCUAGAGUAUGGAGUCAAGGUUGGGGCAGUGGAUCUGGACUCUGGUUGGUCGACUGGAUUCAACAACUUUGAAUUCGACACUAAAAAGUUCCCUAAUGCGUCAGGAAUGAUAGACUACUUCCACUCCAAGAGUGUGCGUGUUGUAUUGUGGGCCACCUCUAUGAUUGAUACAGACUCAUCCAACUAUCAAGAGGCACACGACAAUGACUACAUGAUCAAGGAUGUGCUGGGUCAGCAGGCUGUACUCUCCUGGUGGCAUGGCAAAGGUGGGCUCCUUGACUACACCAACCCUAAGGCCCUACAAUGGUGGCACUCUCAACUAGACAAGGUGUUGGACCUUGGUAUCGAUGGCUGGAAGUGUGAUGGCACAGAUCCCUAUAUUCUUGAGCUGGUGGUCCCCCUGGGUCAUUCUGGAGUGGUUACUAGGAGCCAGUACUCUCACCAUUACUAUGGUGACUUCUUCAAUUACACACGCUCAAAGCUUGGCAUGGAUCGCCUCAUCAUGUCAAGACCAGCCGAUGGGUUUGGGCCGCUGUACCUUGACUUCAGCCCUUACUAUGUCAUGUUCUCUGGCUGGGUAGGUGACGAUGACCCAACCUUCCCGGGGCUGGAGAGUGCCCUCAAGAGCUACCUACAGAGUGCAUGGGCAGGGUAUGCUAACUUUGGCUCUGAUAUUGGCGGCUACCGUACUGGGACUGGCCCGCUGGGUCGCAGUAAGGAGUUGUUCCUGCGGUGGGCAGGAGUGGGAGCGUUCUCACCUCUUAUGGAGAACGGGGGGAACAAGGAACAUCGACCCUGGGCCUUUGACAGCAACAACCAAACACUGCACAUCUAUAACAGGUUUGUGACGGUUCAUUAUGAGAUAGGACCGUAUUUACUGACCACUGGAACAGAAGCAUUCGAAACCAAGAGGAGUUCAAUCACACCUCUAGCUAAGCACGACAGCUUCAUCAACAAGAUUAUUGAUGAUUUCAAGCCCUCCACCCUCAACUACCUGCUUGGUGUCAAGCUGUUAGUAGCCCCAGUGCACAAUAAUGACAGCUCAUCAUUUAGUGUGUCUCUACCGUCUGGCCACUCCUGGAUGUACUGGUGGGACCACAGUAAGAUCAGCCAGGGAGGGACAACUGUCCAGUUCAAUGGAGUUCCACUGGAUGAGAUUCCAGUGUUUCUUGUCAGCAAUACGUUUAUCCCCCUGCGUGUGAUGGAUCGCUCCCUCCUAUGGGAUAGUGAUGGUGACUACAUGCACUGGUCUGGGCCCAAUGUGUUCACGGGGUACCUGCGAUGGUUGUUACACUCCCCCCAACCUCAACAACAGGGGGAGGUGCUCUACUCUCCACUCAGGGAGGAGGACGGAGGAGGCAUGGAACUAAAGCACUGGUGGGUGUCUGAUCACCACCUGGUGGUGACUGUCUCAGCUCACUCCACAGAGCGCUCCCUCCUCCAACUAGCUGGACUGGCCACGCCCCUCAAAUCAGUUACCUGUGGGGGGGAAGAUGACCUCCCCCUCGUCCACUCCCUGGUGGGUCUUACGAGACAACAGGGUUACCUCCAGCAGUGCACUAACUACUGCAGCGUUCUCAUACAUCCUGGACACGAUGGAAGCAACGGACAUGUUGUACACUUAUAUUUCUGACUUACCAUGUUUUUGUCACAUUUUAUGUGUGUGGUGUAAAAAUUGUUGUAAAAUAAAAACUGGAAUUGAUACGCACGCAGACCCCCCUCUCUCCUUAUUGGAAGGGGAAACCCAACCCUAGCUGGCCAAAGUCGAAUGUCUCAAGCAAACGCUGCAGGCUGUGAAAGCUGUCCACCAUGGCUCAAACUGAAGAGGGUCACUUCUAUUAGAGUGUCUAGUCAGUGCAUGCAGAGCAAGUCCUUACCUCAGAGUACAGUGUGAGAUUGGCCCCCUGUGGUGCUGAAUGCCAAUAAGACAGUCUCUCCUGAGGUGUUCCACAAGCAGUUGGAGGGAGCAGCUCGCACUGUCAAGUCCAGUUACUGAUGGAGAUACUGCAGCUUAAUUUGUAUCUACAGGAAUUUUAACGUCGUGAUAUUCUAGAGACCUGCAUGAUUAAGCUGAGCUCUUUUAAAUAAUUGUUCAGACAUGUUGAUCCAGAGAAGGGUACUCUCUGCAUUUCCCUCUCUUCUUGCGUAUCAGAGAAGGACAAGACCCUGGAGGAUACUAGGCCUAGCACUACUAGUAACCAGGUGGCAGACAUGUAUCGGGUCUGAGCAACAACGCAAAGCCAGCUGACAUGAAGGAAGAGGACUCCUACUGAACUAUUAAAAACAUCUCUACUGUGUUGUUGUACUGUUUCUUUCAUGUCUUCUUUUUCGGUUCAUUGUUCAUUGAUUAUUGCAGCUGUUUUGAGUGUG